Hymenoscyphus albidus is the source of this 1092-nucleotide messenger RNA. The record is from the annotation of a GenBank genome assembly. Lineage: Eukaryota; Fungi; Ascomycota; Leotiomycetes; Helotiales; Helotiaceae.
AUGCCAGAGAGCGUAGCCUCAGAUCAAACACAGGCUCUAGAGCCACAUUCGAACUUGCGAAGACAUGGAAACGACUCAUUCACAACGAAGCCGUCUUUCAACGAAAUUGCGCCAGAAAUCCUUCUCCAUAUUUAUCACUUGUUUCUACCACCAAGAACCCCCCCUUUCGGAACGACCGACUUCAAAAUACUGCCACCUGCCGAUAGCCCUGACAGAAUCGACCUCUCAUACACUCAGCAUUAUCCCAUAACGCUCCACAUCAACCGGGAAAGCCGCUACGAGACACUGAAAGCUUACAUGCUGGUGAUGCGAGAUAUCAGCCAGUUCCGACAACAGAUUCAUAUCACUCUCAGACACAUCCCCUGGCCCAAGAGAAGAAUCACCACAUGGUGGUGCUUUGACCCAGCGAACGAUAUUGUCCAAAUUCCUCAUUGUAACUCAACUCGAUAUAUUGUAGAAGCUGUGUCCUUGAACCCCGGAUUCUUGGAUAACAUAAAGCAUGCAGAAUGGGUAGAAGAAGGGCCUAGUCUAGCAUUCCCAGCUCACCACGCCCUCGGAAAUGGCGGCUUUUCAUACUUUUCGACUUUGUACAUCGAAAAGAAAUUUGAAAGUAUUGAAUACUUGGCUCGUCUUCAGGGAAUCGAGACUUUUACGUUCUUUGUCACGGAUCCUAAUGCUGCUGACCCCAAUCACGAUCAGAACACCCCAGACGAUGUGUAUCGAAAACCUAUUUGGAUUGCGGGGGCAACAUUCUACGUUUUCUUUGCUGGUCUGGCUAAGAUGGACCCCGUACGUACCAUUCCAAAGACCAUCCUUAAGACACCGAAUACUACAAUACCAUUCGUCGUCGAUCCAGACGUCAGCGUUCAAGAGAAACUUCCUGGAGAUGCAUACGAUAGGUCAGAUUUGAAGAUAAGGCACUUAUUUGAUUGGUUGGCGCAAAAAGUGUUGGAGGAAUUCAAGAAAGUGUGGUUUGCCAGAACAUCAGAAGAUAUAGUGACAACCUGGAAAGAUGCUGAGAUGGGAGUAGUUGAUAAACUGACAUGGGACUCCUACUAUGUACGAACGAGGAAGCACAUGAGAACCGAAUAA